GACCCGCUGCCGGGCAGCGUUGGGAAAGGCACGGGCAGCAGUUCGCCGUGGGUGGACCCGGCCCCCUCGCCACGCCUCCCGCCGCCCCGGACAAGCCGCAGCUCCACCGGGUUACGGUACGGCGUGUACCACCCAGCCUGGACCGGGGACGGAGGCCACGGAGACCCACGGGCGAUGGCAGGAAAAGCUCACAGGCUGAGCACGGAGGAGAGGGAGCAGUUGCUGCCGAACCUGAGAGCCGUGGGGUGGAACGAGGUGGAAGGCAGAGAUGCCAUCUUCAAAGAGUUCCACUUCAAGGAUUUCAACCGGGCCUUUGGCUUCAUGACCAGAGUGGCUCUACAGGCAGAAAAACUGGACCACCACCCCGAAUGGUUCAACGUGUACAAUAAGGUUCACAUCACCUUGAGCACCCACGAGUGCGGAGGCUUAUCGGAGCGAGACAUCAACUUGGCCAGCUUCAUCGAGCAGGUUGCAGCUUCCCUCUCCUGACUAGAGACACACACAUGAAGCCAAAAAAAAAAAAAAAAUCAACUCUGCCGCUGCCACAGCCCGCCUCUCGCCUGGACGGCCGCACCUAAAACCUUCUCCCACUUCCAAGCUAGUUCCUGGAUCGAGACUGCCUAACACCAUGCCAAACUCCCCGCCGCAGCUCAGAUGGAUGGCCACCGCGCACAUAUCCAUCUCUGAUCUUGCCGCUUCCGUUCUUAAACCCUUUGUCACCGUACGCUACCAGCCUGCAAACUGCUGAGCCUCCGAGGCUUUCGGCAGACAUGCCCUUUUACCAGGAGUGACGUUACACAAGUGCACCAGUAAAUCCUUCCACAGCCCGACCCCAUCCAGCCACUGUGUUAUUGCUUCUUACCUACAGGAAUAUGCUUUCCACCCAAAACGUGGUACGUGAACCCUUUGGUUUCUCUAUAACACCCCAGCAACUGUCACGUGCAAUUUGGUUAUCACCGUAACCUCUCUCUAGCAGUAUUAUAAAUCAGGCAUGUGAUCUCACCCCUGUUGUAACCAGCCCUUAGUAAGAUACCAACUGAAAAUGUUUACAAUAAACAUCUUGGUUAACCUGG
Messenger RNA from Grus americana (Whooping crane), 1073 nucleotides. RefSeq names its product pterin-4 alpha-carbinolamine dehydratase 1 (gene PCBD1). The record is from RefSeq and is a predicted model, not a curated record. NCBI's taxonomy places the organism in Eukaryota, Metazoa, Chordata, Aves, Gruiformes, Gruidae. Bases 175 to 489 code for a protein of 104 amino acids. Gene Ontology annotation, biological process: tetrahydrobiopterin biosynthetic process. The transcript has 4 exons. Gene Ontology annotation, molecular function: 4-alpha-hydroxytetrahydrobiopterin dehydratase activity.